AUUGUACAGAACACACAACGUUUAAUAUUUAUACGAGACUAAAUAGGUAUAAUUAUUGAAAAAUGGAGGAAAAACAGUAGAGGGAGUAUUUAAAUAUUAUAAAUCUUAAUGUUUGACAAGUAUUAGUUUAUGUGCUUUUCCUAAUCCACAUAUAAGUACCCACCUAAAGCUAAAAGUUUGACACAAUUGUAUUUAAAAUAGCUGGGUCCCUAAAUAUUUCCUAAAAUAAAUAUGUAAAAGCUAGCCAAUUAAGCAAUCAAAAAAAUCUAUGUUUCCUUCACAUCAGAAAAUGGAUAGAAAGAGUAAAGAAACAAUAAUGAAGCAGCAAAGAUUUCAAGAGAACUAGAAAGCCGACCUUUUUACUUGGACCAAAAUACUAGAGGAGGCCAACAGUAGAUUAACACCCACACCUAAUUCCUCCAUACCCUACCCCCUUUUUCCAUACUCUAUUACAAAAGCCAUGACUAUAUCAAAACUAAACACCCACUUCGCCACGUGUCUUCAUCACAUCACCAAUAACUACCAAUGGUAAAGAAUAAGAUAAAAAUAAUAAUAAAAACCAACAAACAAACACUUUUACUACAAGCCUUGAUUUAUGUGAUGUGCUCACUCAAGAAAUUUGAGACGUGUUGACAAUAGAUUAGGAGGUUUUAGGUCACCUCUCUCUCACCCUCCCUUCCCUCUUUUUAGUAUGCUAAUUUCUACGGUUUUGUCCACUAUCACACCCAAUUUCACAUUCACAACAAACUAUAAAGAGUAUUGAACAAAACAAUAACCAACCCACAAUUUUUUAUUGUCUCAAAAUUAAUUCCUAUAUAUAUAACAUUUUCCAUCAAAAUUUGCAUUUCAAACUAGUUUAGCAUUCCAAGUUUAACAAGGGGGGGAGAGCAAAUUAAGUUUUCCCACUUUGCCAAACAACCCUUAAUUACAACAUAGGAAAGAAAUCUCUAGUUCCAUAUAUAGUGUAUAUACUUCCUUCUUAGGAAGUAUAAAUAGAGGUGUGUAAAGCUGGAUAUCCUAAGGGGAACUACUAAAAUGUCCCGUGUUGUAGAUGAUAAUUCUGCUUCUUCAUCACCUACUCUCUUACCUUAUUUUGGUUCCUCACACUAUCAUAACAUGGACCUUGAAUCCAAUAAUAAUAAUAAUAAUAGUGGUGGUAGUGGUGGUGGUGGUCGUCGUGUGUCGUUCUCACCUACACUUGGGCAGCUCUUGAAGCGGGUAGGAGAUGCUCGAAGGGAAGGCACCGGGGAUGAAACCCCAGUGCACCACACUCUUGCCAUGAGCCCCGAGACACGGGCUCUUCCGUUUGUUCUCCGGUUCUCUAAUCUCACCUACAACGUUAAAGUUACAAAGAAGAUGCAAAUUCCGGGGGUCAAUUCCCACAUUGCAACCCCGGGAGAACACCACCCCGUUGGCAACAACGGGGUGUUCUCUCGUACGAAGACUCUUUUGAAUGAUAUUUCUGGUGAGGCGCGAGAUGGUGAGAUCAUGGCCGUGCUAGGAGCUAGUGGGUCUGGGAAGUCGACACUCAUCGACGCCCUUGCAAAUCGUAUUGCAAGGGGUAGUCUGAAAGGAAAGAUAACCUUAAAUGGGGAGCCGCUUGAGUCGCGGCUCCUCAAAGUUAUAUCAGCCUAUGUGAUGCAGGAUGACUUGCUCUUCCCCAUGCUUACUGUGGAGGAGACGCUUAUGUUUUCGGCGGAGUUUCGACUCCCCCGAACCUUGUCUAAGUCCAAGAAGGAGGCUCGUGUCCAACAGUUGAUCGAUCAGCUCGGGCUUAGGAACGCUGCCAAGACAAUAAUAGGCGAUGAAGGGCAUCGUGGUGUAUCAGGUGGAGAGCGUCGAAGGGUAUCGAUUGGUCUGGACAUCAUCCAUGACCCCAUCAUCCUCUUCCUCGAUGAGCCCACCUCGGGAUUGGACUCCACUAGUGCAUUUAUGGUGGUGAAAGUGUUGCAAAGGAUAGCUCAAAGUGGUAGUAUUGUUAUGAUGUCAAUACACCAACCUAGCUACCGUAUAAUGGGGUUAUUGGACCGACUCAUAUUUUUAUCAAAAGGACAGACUGUAUUCAGUGGCUCACCUUCCGACUUGCCGGGGUACUUCGAUGAGUUCGGGAAAUCGAUACCGGAGAACGAGAACAAGACGGAAUACGCCCUAGACUUGAUCAGAGAAUUGGAGGGUGCUCCAGGUGGGGCCAAAGCUCUAGUAGAGUUCCACAAAGGAUGGCAGAUGAAAAAGAGAAGUGUAUUUCCCAACAUUGAAGGGGCACCCCAAGAUAGUAGGGGUGGGUUGUCCUUAAAGGAGGCAAUUAGUGCAAGUAUCUCAAGGGGGAAACUUGUCUCAGGAGCUACUAACGCUGAUGCUAGCCCCGCCUCGAUGGUCCCCACCUUCGCCAACCCUUUCUGGAAUGAGAUAGUCACACUAUCAAAGAGGUCGGUCAUGAACUCCCGUAGAACGCCGGAGCUUUUCGGCAUUCGACUAGGAGCUGUUCUAGUCACAGGGUUCAUACUUGCAACUAUGUUUUGGCAGCUGGAUAACUCUCCUAAAGGGGUUCAAGAGCGUCUAGGAUUCUUCGCAUUCGCCAUGUCUACAACAUUCUACACAUGUGCAGACGCUCUCCCAGUUUUCCUACAGGAGAGGUACAUAUUCAUGCGAGAGACAGCCUACAAUGCCUACCGCCGAUCCUCCUAUGUACUCUCUCAUGCUCUCACCGCGCUCCCCUCCUUGAUCUUCCUCUCAUUUGCAUUUGCAGCAACAACAUUUUGGGCAGUUGGUUUAGACGGAGGAGUAUCUGGGUUCUUCUUCUACUUCGGUAUCAUCUUCGCCUCGUUUUGGGCGGGUAAUUCCUUCGUUUCCUUUCUCUCCGGAGUUGUCCCUCAUGUUAUGCUUGGUUAUGUGAUUGUUGUUGCUAUUUUAGCAUAUUUCCUCCUAUUUUCGGGCUUCUUUAUCAACCGUGAUCGCAUCCCAAAUUAUUGGAUUUGGUUCCAUUACAUGUCCUUAGUGAAGUACCCUUAUGAAGGUGUCCUACAAAAUGAAUUUCAAGACCCUACAAAGUGCUUCAUUCGUGGAGUUCAAAUAUUCGACAACACCCCACUUGGGGCCGUGCCUAAUGCCAUGAAGGUACGGCUCUUGCAGACUAUUAGCGGGUCGUUGGGGAUGACGAUUACACCGUCGACGUGCGUAACAACCGGUGCUGAUAUACUACAACAACAAGGGGUGACUGACUUGACCAAGUGGGGUUGUUUGUGGGUUACUGUUGCUUGGGGUUUCUUCUUUAGGAUUUUGUUUUACUUUUCUUUACUACUGGGAAGCAAGAACAAGAGGAGGUGAAAGGGAGGUAAAAAUUGAUCAAGUUACUUGUUUGGAUUAGCUUAAUUUGGUUUAUGGGCUCAUCCUUUUGUGCAUUUUAUUAUUAUAAAUCAUUAUCAUUUUCAAUAUAGUUGGCUGUUAAUUUUAUAUUUAGUGGGAAGUAAGCUGGAGUUUGGUGUAAAACUGUUUCAUAAAUUUGGUCAUACGAAAUUCAACUCAAUUUCAUUAAUCA
Messenger RNA from Beta vulgaris subsp. vulgaris (sugar beet), 3535 nucleotides. RefSeq names its product ABC transporter G family member 6. The record is from RefSeq and is a predicted model, not a curated record. Gene Ontology annotation, molecular function: ATP binding; ABC-type transporter activity; ATP hydrolysis activity. Lineage: Eukaryota; Viridiplantae; Streptophyta; Magnoliopsida; Caryophyllales; Amaranthaceae. Gene Ontology annotation, cellular component: membrane. The coding region runs from base 1036 to 3324 and encodes 762 amino acids. The transcript has a single exon.